This is a messenger RNA of Vombatus ursinus (common wombat), 4877 nucleotides long. It is a transcript of the gene DCTN1, whose product is annotated as dynactin subunit 1. NCBI's taxonomy places the organism in Eukaryota, Metazoa, Chordata, Mammalia, Diprotodontia, Vombatidae. The transcript is spliced from 28 exons. The coding region runs from base 168 to 3899 and encodes 1243 amino acids. The record is from RefSeq and is a predicted model, not a curated record. Gene Ontology annotation, cellular component: microtubule associated complex; kinetochore; spindle pole. Gene Ontology annotation, biological process: establishment of mitotic spindle orientation; nuclear migration.
CUUCCCCCGGACAGUGUUUGAGAAAAUUGUGACUCAGAGUCUGCCACAGGGCCUAGUGAACCCUGAGGUUACGCUGAAGCUCUUUUUCCCCACGGCCUCCAUUCAGAGAAGAUGAAUUAUGAAGAGAUCCUGGGGAGGCUCCUUAAGAGACACCAAGUGGCAGCAGGAUGAGUGCCGAGACAAGCAGCCGACCCCUCCGUGUAGGGUCCCGAGUGGAGGUGAUCGGGAAGGGCCACCGUGGUACUGUGGCCUAUGUGGGGGCCACACUGUUUGCCACAGGCAAGUGGGUAGGUGUGAUCCUUGAUGAAGCCAGGGGCAAGAAUGACGGGACUGUCCAAGGAAGGAAGUACUUCACGUGUGAGGAGGGGCAUGGCAUCUUUGUCCGCCAAUCACAGAUCCAGGUGUUUGAAGAUGGAGCAGAUACCACAUCCCCAGAGACACCAGAUUCCUCAGCCUCAAAAGUUCUCAAGAGAGAAGCAACUGACCCAGCUGCCAAGGCCAGCAAACUGCCUGCCCGUCCUACCAGCUCAGGGGCAUCAGGGGCUGGUGGCCCAGCAGGCCCCUCAGGUUCAGCCUCUGCCUCAGCCUCCACUGGGGAGAUGAGCAGCAGUGAACCCAGCACCCCAGCGCAGACACCCUUGGCAGCCCCCAUCAUCCCCACGCCCUCGCUCACCUCCCCUGGGGCAGCUCCCCCAUUGCCUUCGCCCUCCAAGGAAGAGGAAGGGCUGCGGGCGCAGGUAUGCGACCUGGAGGAGAAGCUGGAGACCCUGAGGCUGAAGCGUGCAGAGGACAAGGUGAAGCUGAAAGAACUUGAGAAGCACAAGAUCCAGCUGGAGCAGGUGCAAGAAUGGAAGAGCAAGAUGCAGGAGCAGCAGGCAGAGCUGCAGCGAAAGCUCAAAGAGGCCCGGAAGGAAGCAAAAGACGCCCUGGAGGCAAAAGAACGCUACAUGGAGGAGAUGGCUGACACCGCCGAUGCCAUAGAGAUGGCCACUCUGGACAAGGAGAUGGCUGAGGAGCGCGCGGAGUCCUUGCAGCAGGAGGUGGAGGCUCUGAAGGAGCGCGUGGAGGAGCUCACCACCGACCUGGAGAUCCUCAAGGCGGAAAUCGAAGAGAAGGGCUCUGACGGGGCCGCGUCCAGUUACCAGCUCAAGCAGCUGGAGGAGCAGAAUGCCCGGCUGAAGGACGCCUUGGUGAGAAUGCGGGACCUCUCUGCCUCAGAGAAGCAAGAGCAUGUCAAACUGCAGAAGCUCAUGGAGAAGAAGAACGUGGAGCUGGAGGCCCUGAGGCAGCAGCGUGAGCGCCUUCAGGAGGAGCUGGGCCAGGCCGAGCGCACCAUCGAUGAGCUCAAGGAGCAGGUAGAUGCAGCCCUGGGAGCAGAAGAGAUGGUGGAGACGCUGACAGACAGGAACCUGAACCUGGAGGAGAAAGUUCGGGAGCUGCGGGAGACUGUGGGAGACUUGGAAGCUAUCAAUGAGAUGAAUGAUGAGCUGCAGGAGAAUGCCCGGGAGACUGAGCUUGAGCUUCGGGAGCAGCUGGACAUGGCAGGCGCCCGUGUGAGAGAGGCCCAGAAGCGUGUAGAGGCUGCUCAGGAGACGGUGGCUGACUACCAGCAGACUAUAAAGAAAUACCGACAGCUGACGGCCCAUCUGCAGGAUGUGAAUCGGGAGCUGACUAAUCAACAAGAGGCUUCGGUGGAGAGGCAGCAGCAGCCGCCCCCUGAGACCUUUGACUUCAAGAUUAAGUUUGCUGAGACCAAGGCCCAUGCUAAGGCCAUUGAGAUGGAGCUGAGGCAAAUGGAAGUGGCCCAGGCCAAUAGGCAUGUAUCCUUGCUUACGGCCUUCAUGCCAGACAGCUUCCUGAGGCCUGGUGGAGAUCAUGACUGUGUCCUUGUUCUGCUGCUCAUCCCUCGCCUUGUUUGUAAGGCAGAGCUAAUCAGAAAGCAGGCCCAGGAGAAGUUUGAUCUGACUGAGAACUGUGCGGGGCGACCAGGGCUUCGAGGGGCUCCUGGGGAGCAGCUCAGCUUUGCUGCUGGCCUGGUGUACUCACUGAGCCUCCUGCAGGCCACACUCCAUCGAUAUGAGCAUGCCCUGGCUCAGUGCAGUGUGGAUGUCUACAAGAAGGUUGGUAGUCUGUACCCCGAGAUGAGUGCCCAUGAGCGUUCCUUGGACUUCCUCAUUGAGCUGCUGCACAAGGACCAGCUGGAUGAGACGGUCAAUGUGGAGCCCCUCACCAAGGCCAUCAAAUACUACCAGCACCUGUAUAGCAUCCAUCUGACUGAGCAGCCUGAGGACUGCACUGUGCAGCUGGCUGACCACAUCAAGUUCACCCAGAGUGCACUGGACUGCAUGGCUGUGGAGGUGGGGAGGCUUCAUGCCUUUCUGCAGGGUGGGCAGCAGGCCUCAGACUUGUCCCUUCUGCUCCGGGACCUGGAAACAUCCUGCAGUGACAUCCGACAGUUCUGCAAGAAGAUCCGCAGACGGAUGCCGGGGACAGAUGCACCUGGGAUCCCGGCUGCUCUUGGUUUUGGGCCUCAGGUGUCAGAUACCCUUCUGGAUUGUCGAAAGCAUCUGACGUGGGUGGUGGCAGUGCUACAGGAGGUCGCUGCUGCAGCUGCACAGCUCAUCGCUCCCCUGGCUGAGAACGAGGGUCUGCCCUCUGGCACCCUGGAAGAGUUGGCCUUCAAGGCAGGGGAGCAGAUCUAUGGGUCUCCAUCAAGCAGCCCCUAUGAGUGCCUUCGACAGUCCUGCAGCAUCCUCAUUGCCACCAUGAACAAGCUGGCCACAGCUAUGCAGGAGGGAGAAUAUGAUGCAGAGAGGCCCCCCAGCAGGCCUCCUCCCUCCGAACUUCGGGCUGCUGCCCUUCGUGCAGAGAUCACUGAUGCUGAGGGGCUGGGGCUCAAGCUGGAGGACCGGGAGACUGUCAUUAAGGAACUGAAGAAGUCCCUGAAGAUCAAGGGAGAAGAGCUGAGCGAGGCCAACGUGCGCCUGAGUCUCCUGGAGAAGAAGCUGGACAGCGCGGCCAAGGACGCGGACGAGAGGAUCGAAAAGGUGCAGAGUCGCCUGGAGGAAACUCAGGCCCUGCUGCGGAAGAAGGAGAAAGAGUUUGAGGAGACGAUGGACACCCUCCAGGCAGACAUUGACCAGCUGGAGGCUGAGAAACUGGAACUGAAGCAGCGCCUGAGCAGCCAGUCCAAAAGGACGAUCGAGGGGCUGCGAGGAGCGCCCCCCUCGGGCAUCGCCACCCUCGUCUCUGGCAUCACUGGUGGAGGGGCUGCAGGGCAGCCUCUGGCAAAUGUCCCAGGCCCUGGGCCGGUGAAGGACUCCCCGCUGCUGCUCCAGCAGAUUUCAGCCAUGAGGCUGCACAUCUCCCAGCUCCAGCAUGAGAACAGCACCCUUAAGGGAGCCCAGAUGAAGGCAGCACUGGCAGCUCUGCCUCCCCUGCAUGUGGCCAAGCUCACACCCAGAGUCCGGGAAGGCCCAGAUAGCGAACUAGCAGGUGGAACUUUGUAUCGGAAAACUAGCCAGCUGCUGGACACGCUUCAUCAGCUCAGCACAUGCACACGGGUGAUAGAUAUCACAAGGGCUAGCCCUGCUGCAAAGAGCCCUGGGGCCCAGCUUCUGGAGCAGCUUGCCCAGCUCCAAUCCCUGAGUGACACCAUCGACAAACUGCAGGAUGAGGUGAUGAAGGAGACUGUGUCUCAGCGCCCAGGAGCCACCGUCCCCACUGACUUUGCCACUUUCCCCUCAUCUGCCUUCCUUAGGGCCAAGGAAGAGAAACGAGAAGACACUGUAUAUGUGGGCAAAGUGACCUUCCCCUGCUCCGCUGGCCUUGGGCAGCGACACCGGCUGGUGCUGACCCACGAACAGCUGCACCGGCUCCACGGCCGCCUCAUCUCCUAGCUCCCUCUGCCUCUCUGUACUCCUUUUCGUGUUUCCUUGACACCCUGAGGGUUCUGCCUGCUGCUGUGUCAUCUCACCUUCCCACAGACAUGUCCCAGAUGAGAAUAUCACUACUUGUGUAAAGCCAUAACGCUAGCCCUCUCCCAUCCCCUACUUGUGGCUCCCCCAGCCCCUGGCCUUAGCUGCUCCCUCCUUUGGGGGUAGUAGGGGGAAGGAGUGGGGUUGGCUUGGCCCAGGGGAGGAGUGCUCAGCCCCAGCAUCGGGCAUCAUCCCCUCAAUAAAGCAGCUUCUUCCUCAGCACUAUAUGCAUGGUGUUGGUGGUAGAAGGCAGGGGUGGGAGCCAAAGGGAUGGCUGUGUGCAGACACUGGGACCAAGCAAGUCCCCCACAGUGCCUCAGAGGGCAGCAGCUUUCACUCUUUCCUUCUGGCAGCCAAGGGUCUGAGACAGGAGAGAAGGGGAGGCCGUCUACUUGAGCGUCCACAUUCAUGACCAGGUGUGCCCAGUGGAUGGUAGCCGUUAGAGCUGAGAAGGCUCUUUAGAGAUUGUUGUGGCCAACCCCUGCAUUUUUAGCAUCACAUUCAUUAGGUGCCUUGUGCAUUAGGCUGAGCAUUCAAAGAAUGACCGAAGACAUAACAUGGUGGGGUGGUAGGUCAUUCGUAUUUGCGGAGGGCGAAGCGGUCCUCAGACCAACCCAGGGCCCUGUAGGUAGUGGGAGGGUGAGAAGCUCUAUUUUAUUUGGAUACCAACCUUAUGCUCAUUCCCUCCACUCCAGCCAACAGAACUGUCCAUGCUUUCUUCUCCCUACAUUCCUACUCUAGGCAGCAAGAAUAAAAUCUCCCCAUAUGACCUAUCCAAGGUGCUGAAGGCCAUCCCCUGGAUCCCUAUUCCUUUGUAGACAACAGUCUCGACAGUGGCUUUAUACUGCUUGUGUCAGACUCAAAUAGAAGCAGGUCGGGUGUGUUACCCCCACAAAUUAA